UUUUUUUUCCAUAGAUCGUAAAGCUAAAAUUCUAUUGUAUAUGAGUUAAUACUAUUUUGUUUGCUCUUUGCAUCUAAAAAAUUCAAGAAACUUUAAUUCCUAGCUUUAUUCCUUUUUGAACUUUCCUAGUGAUAUACAUGUUUGAUUUGUCAACUUGUGUUUUCCAAAUAAUGAUAUAACAUACCUUCCAUACUUAAAUCUCAAUAAGAGAACGUAUAAAUACAUUAUAACACGAUUCUUCAUCCAACUCAAAUUUGUGAUUGUUUAAAUAAUAUCCCGGAAUGAAAAAUCUAUUAAAAUUGAAUACUAUAUGAUUACGUUCCGUUUUGGUGUAGUCUAUUAAUAUCUGCUUCGAUCACUUUAUGCACGUUUUUAUUAUUUCUCUUUCUAUUUCUCAUUAAACAAAAAUUUUUUUUCUGUUUAUUUAUUUUCUAGAGUACGUGGUCCACCGUCGAAUUUUCCAGAAUUUGAUCGAGUAUUUAAUUGUAAACCUGGACAAGGUAAUAGUCAAUUAAAUAAAUGUACUGUUUGGUAA
Molecule: messenger RNA, 535 nt
Organism: Rotaria sp. Silwood1
Lineage: Eukaryota; Metazoa; Rotifera; Eurotatoria; Philodinida; Philodinidae
Source: the annotation of a GenBank genome assembly